Motacilla alba alba is the source of this 883-nucleotide messenger RNA. RefSeq names its product serine/threonine-protein kinase PAK 3-like. Gene Ontology annotation, biological process: protein phosphorylation; regulation of axonogenesis; regulation of actin cytoskeleton organization. Lineage: Eukaryota; Metazoa; Chordata; Aves; Passeriformes; Motacillidae. The record is from RefSeq and is a predicted model, not a curated record. Gene Ontology annotation, cellular component: cytoplasm. Gene Ontology annotation, molecular function: protein serine/threonine kinase activity; ATP binding. The transcript is spliced from 8 exons. The coding region runs from base 1 to 843 and encodes 280 amino acids.
AUGGUGAACCAUGAAAAUCCCAUGACGAAGUACAUUGAGCUGGAAAAUAUUGGCAGCGGGGGUUUUGGACAAGUGGUCAGAGCACUCAACAAUGCCACAGGAGGAGAGGUGGCCAUCAAGAAAAUCAAUCUUCAAGGACUGAGGAGGAAGCAACUAACCCUUAAUGAAAUCAUGAUCAUGAAGAGGUGUCGGAGUCCCAGUGUUGUGAAUUAUUUAGACAGCUACCUUCUGGGUGAGGAGCUCUGGCUGGUUAUGGAGUACAUGGACGGAGGCACUCUGAGUGAUGUCAUCAGCCAGACCCACCUGUCUGAAGAUCAGAUGGCAGCCAUCAGUCGGGAGUGCUUGCAAGGACUGGAUUUUCUUCACUUGAACCACGUGAUCCACCGAGAUGUGAAGAGCUGCAACAUCCUUCUCAGAACCGACGGCUCUGUCAAGCUGGGUGAUUUUGGCCUCUCGACUCAGCUCACCCCUGAGAAGAGUAGACAGUGCACAGUAACCGGGACUCCGUGGUGGAUGGCGCCUGAGGUGGUGAUGCGUCAACCAUAUGGCCCCAAAGUGGAUAUAUGGUCGUUUGGAAUCGUGGGCUUCGAAAUGGUAGAACAUGAACCUCCUCACUGGAACCAAAGUCCUGCCUCGGCUAAACGCCUGAUAGCCACAGGAGGGACCCCACAGCUCAGGUGGCCCAAGCUCGUCUCGGCUUUGCUGCGUGACUUCCUGAGCUGCUGCCUGCAGACGGACGAGGAGCGGCGCUGGUCUGCCGACGAGCUCCUGCAGCAUCCAUUUGUAACUUCAGCCAAGCCAGCGUGCACCCUAGCACCACUCAUCAACUCAGUGAAGAAGUAGAAGAAGGAGAAGACAAGAAUGUAUCUAUCAAGAUCUUAUC